Messenger RNA from Funneliformis caledonium, 156 nucleotides. The record is from the annotation of a GenBank genome assembly. NCBI's taxonomy places the organism in Eukaryota, Fungi, Glomeromycota, Glomeromycetes, Glomerales, Glomeraceae.
AUGGUCACCGGACAGAUGCCAGGCGUGAGGAUGCAUGGGGGAGGUUUCACUAGAUGGUUGAAAUUGCCUCCGCUUCACACUUCCAUGGGUCAACUACCGGCUGAUGCCAGGCGUAGUAGUCAUGGGUAUAAAGAACACCGUUUCAAAGAGAAUUGA